This is a messenger RNA of Paramuricea clavata, 2082 nucleotides long. The record is from the annotation of a GenBank genome assembly. NCBI's taxonomy places the organism in Eukaryota, Metazoa, Cnidaria, Anthozoa, Malacalcyonacea, Plexauridae.
AUGGAUGAAACAACUGUCAAUCUCUUCAACUUCAACAUCUUACAAGGUUAGAGCCAAUAUUUGAGUUUUAAGAAUGUUAUUUAUCAGUAAACACGAAUGAAUUUAUAGCUCACCAGAUGCCGCUAUGUACAUUUCAUUGUAGUAAACAUUCGAAUUUUACGUAACUUUGACAUCACGUCUCGUGAAUAUAAAUCAAAUACACAAGCAGAUAUUUACAUCAGCUAACUUGUUGGAUUUAGAUGUAUCGCACAUAGUUUAAAUGACCGUUAUUUUGAGGCUACUUUCACAGUCAGAAAAAGUAUGGUGAAUAUAAAAAUUAGUCAUUAUUUUAGUACAAAACUCAAAUCUUUCAUAAUGAUAGUGAGUCAAGUGUAUAUGACAACAAAAACAAAUAUCAUAUUUUCGAAUCCAACGGUUAAAUAUUUUCGUUACACGAAGUCGAUUAAGUUGGUCAAUCUGGAGCACUUCUAAUUAAUAUAUUUACCCACUCCGACCAAAAUAAAUAUUUCUCAAAAACAAAAUCGUAUUUUGACAAAUAAACUAUGCCAGGAUGAUUAGGAUAUAAUACACGACAAAACAUGAAAGUAUGAGCAAAAUCGAUUUUCAGUGUGUUGCCGUCUGUUGUAUGAAUUUUGCUGACAUCUGCUCUUAAGCAUGUCAACGAAAUGUUUGCAUUUUUUGAUAUUUUAUACAAGCAAGCUUGUGCAUGCCUCGCUGGUGAUAUAGCAACUAAUCCUGGACCUGUCUGCAAUUCAACAACUCUCAGGUUAAAAGUACUGUAUUUAAAUUCUAGAAGUCGAAAAGCACUUGUUCAUCCAACUGAAGACAACUCGGUAAAAAUUUGUAAAAUCUUGUUGCUGCAACAAUCGACAUAUAGUGGUAAUUACAAUGUUGUAUGUGUAUGCAAGACUUGGUUAAACAAUUCAAUCUUAAGCAGGGAGAUCUUGCCUAAUUAUGGAUCUGUCUUCUGAUGUGACAGAGCUGGCAGAAUUGAUGGUGGUGUUCUUGUUGCUGUGAAGACUGGUAUACAAGUCACUUGUCGACAUGACCUGAAAACACCGAAAUUGUCGUUAUUGAACUGAUGAAAACAAACAGCAAACCAGUCAUACUUUAUACGUUCUACUGUCCUCCAAACUCCACACCUGAUGUUCUUCGGUCAUUAAAUAACUCCCAAAUUCGGAAUCCAGCCGCGUUGUAGUGAUAGGAGACUUUGAUCUACCAUCUGUUAAAUGGUCCUCUGCUCAACAUACCUCCAUUAACAUCGGAAGUUCUCCUGAGAAUGACGCUUUCUGCAAAAUAGUUGAAGACAACUUUCUCAAACAAUACAAACUUAACCCUACACACAUCGCUGGCAAUAUACUCAACCUGCUGUUGUGUAACAGUCCCAACAUCAUUGGUGACAUUUCUCUAUCCCAUCCUGAGUCUUGUGGUUUUCCAACAGAUCAUUACAUCAUGGAACUUGAAAUUCAUCUUAAGUUGAAAAGAGCCACGCGAGUUAAACACCAGGUUUUCGAUUACAAAAACAGAAACUUCAAUGGUCUGUGCAAUUAUCUUACACAGUUUCCUAUAAGUAUUGUUCCAACAAAUAAUAUUGAUGACUGCUGGCAACAAUGGAAAUAUGCUUUCCUGGCUGCAGUGAAGAGGUAUGUGCAAAUGAGGGUUGAUAAAGAAGUAUGCAAUUUAAUCAGCAGAAAAUACAAAGCACUGAAAAAUAUCAUAUGAACAAUACAACUACGAGGUCUUACUGAACGAAUAAAGUACUUAAUCAGAUGCUAACACUGAGAAUACCUUUCUAAAAUAGAAAGUUCUGGUCCUACCACAAAACCAUCCUACAUCACAGCAAACGUCAAAACAAUGAGAUUACCUACAAUGGUGUUACAGCAAAAACGGCCAAGGAAAAGGCGACACUUUUCAACUCUUACUUUUCUUCAGUAUUCCAUCCACCCUCAACCUGUUCAGCUCCUAGUGAUUACCAAGACCCUUUGGAAUCAGAGGGACAAAUUUCCGAGAUAAUGCUUAAUGUUGAUGAAGUUUCACAAUGUUUGAGCUACCUUGAUACUUUGAAAGCAACCGGCCCCAACG